Plasmodium cynomolgi strain B is the source of this 3459-nucleotide messenger RNA. RefSeq lists its product as hypothetical. Gene Ontology annotation, biological process: viral RNA genome replication. Gene Ontology annotation, molecular function: RNA-directed RNA polymerase activity. The record is from RefSeq and is a predicted model, not a curated record. The transcript is spliced from 3 exons. Bases 1 to 3459 code for a protein of 1152 amino acids. NCBI's taxonomy places the organism in Eukaryota, Apicomplexa, Aconoidasida, Haemosporida, Plasmodiidae.
AUGGAAAAACAAUCCAAUACGGAAGGCGGAAAGGCCAGCAAAGAGGAGAGCUACAAGAACUACAUAGAUGAACUGAAUGUUGUGCCUUCCAUUUUACAAAACAAGAAUCUGGAUUCACUCGCAUCUAAUUCCACGAUCGAUGAAAAUAAAUUAAUGAACGUAAAUGAUAUGUGUAACCUUUACUUGGAUCGAAACCUUGACAAGGGAAGCAGCAAGCGAGUGGUGGAUACACACAUGGAGGAGGGGACCGGACAACCGAAAGACUUGAGCUUUCCAGGCAUGAUGAGAAACAACCCCGUGAUGGAUUUUUUAAGUACACCCAUUGUGAAUGACAACGGAGGGGGAGUCAGUACCAACCACUGCUUGAGCGAAGGGAGGAAUGAAACGCUUCCUAGUGAACCCUCCCCGAGUGAUCAGAUCGACAUGGAAGAACACCACGCACAUGUGAAGGAGGCGAACAAAACCAAUGGAGUUAUUUCUCUACACACAGAGACAGAAGACCUUCCCCCUAGUCACAGCAAGACAGGAAUCAGUGGGACGGACUUGACAGAAGAAAGAAUGGAAAAAUGUAGCCCCUUUUUUUACAAGGACAGUCCGAAUUACUCGCAGCUGAAUUACGCGCCGCAGAAUUACGCGCAACAGAAUGGGGAGGAGGAGGAUCACCUUUGUGGAGCCGCCAACUGUUCAUGUAAGAAUGAAAAAAAUUGCUUCUACCCCAAUGGAGUUUUCCCCCACUGCAGUGAACAGAACGAAAUGGUUGCCCACUCGGAGGUCCACAACGGUUACAACUACAGAUUCAUUAAGCUUUACCUAGAGCAAAUGCUGAACAAGCCAAGGAGCAUCAAGGAGGAGGGACACACCUUGGAUGAUGAGGCAUUUGACGUGAACAGCUACUUCAAGAAGGGUUACCUUCCGAAGGAUGCCGCGCUGCAGGUUGGUUUCUACGGUGAGCCCUUCUUCGGCCACCAGGAGAAGGACACGCAAGGGGGCACACACGAGAAUGAGCACAAGGAUGCGCUCAGCAGUGCACACAAGGAUGCCCUCACCAGUGCUCACAAGGAUGCCCUCACCAGUGCACUCAUCAAUGCGCUCACCAAUGCGAUCACCAAUGCACACACAACUACGCUUACCCAUGUGCAGGCCUAUCUACAGGGAGGAGUGGAGGACCCCGAGACCCUCCCCAACGGCGGCGACACCCACAUGAAGAGUUCCAUCCCCUGUGACGAAUUGAAAAAUUAUGCCAAUUCUGGCAAUGAAGAAUCCCCAAAUGAAGGGUUCAACAAGGGAGUCGAAGACUGCAUGGAUAAUUGCAACUACGAUUUGGCUAGUCACUCAGAAGGUAGAAAUAUUGCCCCAAAUGGGUUCACGAAUCAUUUGUCUUUACAGAUGCAAAGCCAAUCCAAGGGUGAGGAUCAGAACCCUGAUCAUGUAUUUAAAAAUAUUGCAAUGAAGAUCCAUCACUACUUGAAGAAUUACAGCACAAAGAUGAUCUUCGAGGAGGGGAAGCAGCUCAAUGCUGGUCCCACUCAUGGCAUAGCCCAAAGGGGUACCAACCACCCCGCCGCUAUGGCUACGGCUAUGCCAACCGCUAUACCUACCGCUAUGCCAACCGCUAUACCUACCAAUGCGGGCACGUCCAUCGCCAACUCGAGAAGCCACAUGCACCACGUAUACCCCGUCCAUAUAAACUACCCCUUCGCUAGCUGCUCCGCGAAGGACAAAGCAGUCCUACAGGAAAGCAUCAAAAUAACCGUCCCGCUAUUUCUCCUCUAUAUUACGAAUGCUUAUGCCACUAGAGACCCCAGUGGAAGGAUCAGCAACAGUGUGCAUGCAAUGCGUCGGAAGAGACUCAAAAAAAAAAUCAUUAACGAAAUCAUUUUUGGAUUUACCUGUGCAGAUGCAGAUAAAUACGUAGAGCAGCUUCUAUGCAACAUUAAAAAAUGCUUCAUUCAAGUAUUGGACUACCUUAAAGAGUAUAACCCCGAGUGGGUCUGCAGCAGCGAUGGGGAUUCCUACUUCUAUCACUUCAGGAAAAUUAUGGCUAUUAACAGCUCCUAUGUGGACGUUAGUUCUAUUGUCCACCACGCCAGGGUGCUCACCAACAUGAAGAAGAAGAAGUGGGCCGCAGGACCGGUCAGAGGCGCGGUGGUGAGAGGUGGCCUAGUGGGAGGCGGCCAGGAGAGAGGCGGCCUAGUGAGAGGUGACCUGCAGAGGAGCAGUCUAGACCUCGGACUGAACGAAUCUGAGUAUGGGGUUCACCAAAAUCAGUAUGACCUCAACGUGAUGGCUUCCAAGGAGGGAGAUGGAAUGCUGUGCAGGGAAGACCUAAUCGAUGUUGAGGACAAACUUUAUUACGCACCCAGUGACAUGCGAACCAGCAUUGAAACGGUGACUAACGAGAAUGGGAAGCCGGACAAGGACAAGUAUGGCCGUAACUUUGGGUUGAAGGUUUACAGCGAAGAGGGGGAAGAGGGGGAAGGCCACGAAAAGGGAGAAGAGGGAGAAGUGCACCAAGAGGGCGAAGGGGCCCAACCGCUAGAAGGAGUGGAGACUUACGGAGGGUUCAGCGUUCAGGGUGAUACCAACACCCUCCUUGGGGAUUACAUUCCUCAGGAGGGAGCUCCCGCCGAUGGGACGCACCCAGGUGACCCAUUACACAUUAGCCGUAGUCACCAUACAGAGAAAAAAAAUGAGCAGGAUCCGAAGAAAGAGAAAGAAAAGGCACUAUGCCACCUUCAAGAAUCUACAAAAAAGGAGGAAGAAGCAUCGACUGGGAAGGAGACCUCAAAUGGGGAGGGAGAAAAUGCCAGUGUCCAAGGGGGGGAGGAUGCUAAUGGAGAAGCCCAGCAGGGGAAGCAGCAGGGGAAGCAGUGGACGCAGCAGCAGAAGGGGACGCAGCAGCUGGCUACCCCCAUUGUUGGAAGCCAGGAAGUGGACAGCAAGGAGACGGAGGACGCAGGCCAUACUUCCGACGCGGGUGAAAGUCCAAAGAACGAACAGAAUGGCAUCAUAACCUGUGGCGACGGAUUCGGUUUACAGUCGAGCAUAAUUCCCGGAGUAGAAGGGGGCGGGCCCCCCCCCACUGAGGAAACUAGCAACCCCCCCAACGUCCAUCCUACGUUGUAUGACGAAUCUGCGAUGUUUAAGGAGCAGUGUCUGAGUGUCUCCGCGAGCGACAAAUUAAAAUCGAAUGAGAGGAAGACAAGUGCAUCUGACAAGAUCGAUUCAGAGGAGUAUGAUUCUGUUUAUCCAGCUAGCCAUUUUUCGAACCGCUUGCCUCUGCCUCUAGGAAAGGCGAAUGAUCCGGUAGGGGCGGUCGGACAAGUCGGAGCAGUCGGAGAAGUCGAAGCAAUCGGACAAGUCGAAGCUGAUGCGACGCACGAGGCCAACCCUGGCACAUCGCAAAUGAAGCAGAACCCGAAAGGGAACCGGAAGUUGAAGAACCGACUCGUUCUCUAA